Molecule: messenger RNA, 1062 nt
Organism: Thyridium curvatum
Lineage: Eukaryota; Fungi; Ascomycota; Sordariomycetes; Thyridiales; Thyridiaceae
Exons: 4
Coding region: 1-1062 (353 amino acids)
Biological process (GO): mitotic spindle assembly checkpoint signaling
Cellular component (GO): bub1-bub3 complex; kinetochore; mitotic checkpoint complex
Molecular function (GO): ubiquitin binding
Source: RefSeq, a predicted model, not a curated record
AUGGCUCCAGUAUCGCAAUUCGAGGCCAAGCCCGCGCCGGGUGACAUGGUGGGAUCCGUCAAGUUUGCGCCAAACUCGUCGUCGCGCAUAAUAGCUUCCUGCUGGGACGCGCGCGUCUACCUAUACGAGAUCCAGGGCCAGGGGGAGGAAGCGCACGCGAGCCUUGUGCGGGAGUUCCCUCACAAAGCCGCUGUCCUCGAUGUGUGCUUCGGCAAGGACGACGACGAAGCCUUCUCUACCGACCUGAACAAGCAGAUCAACAGGAUUGAUCUAGCGACAGGCGAACAAAUUGUCAUCGGGCAUCAUGAGAAGCCCGCUCCUCGCAUCGCAUACAGCCGCGAGCAUUCGAUUCUCAUUUCCGCCUCUUGGGACGGUUCAAUUCACUUCUACAAUGCAAACGACUUCGAUCAGGCACCUAUCAAGGCACAGUUGCCUGGCAAGGCGCAAGCGCUCGCAGCAAGCCCAUCCAAGGUCGUGGUCGCCAUGAACGCACGUCUAGUUCACAUCUACGAUCUGCCUACAGUCGCAUCGAUUCUCAACGGCAAGUCAGCAUCAGAGCUCACGCCAUGGCAACAGCGAGAAUCAUCCCUGAAGUUCCUCACGCGUGCUGUGGCAUGCAUGCCCAACGACGCCGGCUAUGCCACCAGCAGUAUCGAGGGCCGUGUGGCGGUGGAGUGGUUCGAAGACUCGGCGGAAUCGCAGGCGAGGAAAUACGCGUUCAAGUGCCAUCGGCAGACGGCUCCGGAGGAGGAGGGCGGCGGUGACAUCGUUUUCCCCGUCAAUGCGCUGGCUUUCCACCCCCGAUACGGCACCUUUGCGUCCGGCGGCGGAGACGGCACCGUGGCUCUCUGGGACGCCGAGGCGAAGAGGAGGAUGAAGGUGUACCAGAAGAUCCCCAACUCUGUGUGGGCGCUCGCCUUCUCCAACGACGGCAAGUACCUGGCCAUGAGCGUGGCGCCCGGCUUUGAGACGGGACAAGAGGACUACAGCGGCGAGGGCCAGAGCCAGAUCCUCAUCAGGGAACUCGGCGAGACUGAGGCGAGGGGAAAGGGGGCGAAAUAA